AUGGUGACCCCCGAGUCCGGACCGACCGCGAGGUCAGGCCUGGCUAUUAAUUGCCCGCAAACUCUCCCAGCCUCACACGAGGCCGUUUCCAGCAAUCAUGGGUCCGAUCCUGAUCAAACUCCGCAAGAGUCGUCGGCCUCUUCUGCGCCUCGCUCUGCCCCGGUAGACGUCCCUUCCAUAUCCAACCCUUCGAUACCAGGCCUGCCCUCGCUGCAGAUUCGUACCGAUUUACCCAACGUCCGUCCCACCAGCUCGCAUCGCGACUCCGAUUAUUUGGCUUCAACCAGUUUCUCCUCCGGCAGCUUCCCGCAACGCACCCCGAGUUUGCGCGCGCUUGUCGCGCCUUCCAUGUCCAACGCCGGUUCUUUGUCUCCAGCCUCGAUCAUGUCCUCGCCCCAACUCAACGCCAUGGGGGACAUUACCCCGUUACCAUCACCUAUCGGCGGCGGAGCACCGUGGCGCCGUGGGGAUCUGCCGUCCUUAUCGCGCACCUCGUCUACCGCGUCAAGAAGCGGUUCGAGUUUGCGACUGAGUGACUCAUCCCAGAUGCUCGGUCCUCCAGCGAUGCGACCGCGAAACAACAAACCUUAUAAUGGAUUGGACAACCUGGGGCAAGAGUCACCGUCGAAUCGCGUCCGUCGUGACUCCUCGCACACGAAACAUCACUCGCGCAAUCGCAGUCUAAGUGACUAUGCGCCCCCGGGCCGCAUGUCUGUACCGCGCCCAGUUGCGGUCUCGGGUGCCGGUCCAAGCAUUGCGCCCUCUUCGAGCACUGAUUCUAAAUCGACGGGUCUGCAUCGCGAGCAAUACCUCGCUGUUCACCGCGGCAUCGCCUUGCCAACUGUGCGCCCUCCUAGCCCUCCUCGCAGCAGUGGAAGUGGUUAUGGGGAUAGUGACACGGAGCUUAUUAUUCACCACCCUACACCGCUGUCCAAGUCGGAGGAACUAUACUCGGUCAAGUCGGUUCGCACUCAGCAGGCCAGACUGUAUCGCAAGAUCCGCGUGUUGGGCCAAGGCACCUUCAGUCAGGUUAGCCUCGCGGCACGAGUGGAGCAAUUAACCGAAGCUCCCCUCUCUCCGGACACUGAUGGUGACGCUGGCGAAAUCACACCCAUCGCGACAACUCAGAAAUUGGUUGCGGUGAAGAUCAUCGAGCAUGGUCCCGCUGGUGGUGCCGACGAGGAGCGCCUUGAGGUUUCCCUCAAGCGUGAAGUUGAAAUCUUGAAAUCGGUGAACCACCCAUCCUUAGUGCAAUUGAAGGCAUUUGGGAGUGAUGAGAAGCGCGCUCUGCUCGUGCUGGACUACUGCCCAGGCGGUGAUCUCUUUGAAUUCGCCACUUCGGGCCAUCGUCCCAUGUCACCGGGUCUGAUUCGUCGCAUCUUUGCCGAGUUGAUGGAUGCAGUCCGUUAUCUGCAUUCCAAUUAUAUUGUUCAUCGGGAUAUCAAGCUCGAGAACGUGCUCCUGACCAUGCCAAUUCCCGCCAUGGAAUCGGUGACGGACUGGCGUACAUAUGAUCGCGCCGUGGUUACUCUCAGUGACCUCGGCCUGUCUCGACGUAUCCCUGAGCCACCCGAGAGCCCGCUCCUGCAGACUCGCUGCGGUAGCGAGGACUACGCUGCUCCUGAAAUCCUAAUGGGCCAGCCCUAUGACGGCCGUGCAACUGAUGCAUGGGCUCUCGGUGUACUCCUCUAUGCCAUCAUGGAGAACCGCCUGCCAUUCGACGUCCUCCCCGGUACUCGUGGUGAUCCGGCGAAACUCCGCGCGCGCACUCCCCAUCGGAUUGCCCGAUGCGAGUGGAGCUGGUAUCGAUAUGCCAAUGAGGACGAGGAGUGGGACCCCGAGAAGGCCGAAGGCCUGGACGGUGCUCAGCACUGUGUUGAAGGCCUACUCAAGCGCAACACCAAGCGGAAGACGCUGGAUGAGAUUGCUGCUAUUCCGUGGGUGCGCGAUGCGAUCGAUGUUCCUGCUGGGCUGAAACGAGGUGACAAAGAGGUGCCAUAG
Molecule: messenger RNA, 2001 nt
Organism: Penicillium subrubescens
Lineage: Eukaryota; Fungi; Ascomycota; Eurotiomycetes; Eurotiales; Aspergillaceae
Product: putative protein kinase
Exons: 2
Coding region: 1-2001 (666 amino acids)
Biological process (GO): intracellular signal transduction; protein phosphorylation
Cellular component (GO): cytoplasm
Molecular function (GO): protein serine/threonine kinase activity; ATP binding
Source: RefSeq, a predicted model, not a curated record